Loxodonta africana (African savanna elephant) is the source of this 1167-nucleotide messenger RNA. Its product is annotated as olfactory receptor 5G9-like. Gene Ontology annotation, cellular component: membrane. The record is from RefSeq and is a predicted model, not a curated record. NCBI's taxonomy places the organism in Eukaryota, Metazoa, Chordata, Mammalia, Proboscidea, Elephantidae. The transcript has a single exon. Gene Ontology annotation, biological process: sensory perception of smell; G protein-coupled receptor signaling pathway. Gene Ontology annotation, molecular function: G protein-coupled receptor activity; odorant binding; olfactory receptor activity. Bases 223 to 1167 code for a protein of 314 amino acids.
UAGUUAAACUCUAAUUUUCUCUUAAAAACAGUUAAGUCAUGUUUCUAGGAUGGUGAUGUAUUUGAUUUGCUAACAUUUUAUUGAGACUUCUUUUACAUCAAUGUUCGUAAGUAAAUUCAACCUUUAAUUUUUUCCUUUGUAUUAUGUUAUUAUUUUAAGAAAUUUAAAUUGCAUGAGUUAUCAGUUCUUUGUUUUUUUCACUAUAGAGACAAAAGCCAACCAAUGGCUGAUGGAAACUCUACGAGGAUCACAGAGUUCAUUUUCAUAGGCUUAAAGUACCACCCUCGGCUGCAGGUCUUCCUUUUCUUGCUCUUUUUGUUUUUUUACCUUGUUACUAUGACAGGAAACUUGGGCAUGAUUCUCCUUAUUCAGGUAGAUUUCCGUCUUCACACACCCAUGUACUUUUUCCUCAGCCACCUGUCCUUUGUGGACAUCUGUUUUUCCUCAGUCGUCGGCCCCAAGAUGCUCACUGACUUCUUCGAGGAAAGGAAAGUCAUCUCUUUCCUGGGAUGUGCCUUGCAGCAGUGGUUCUUUGGUUUUUUUGUGGCCAUUGAGUGCCUUCUCUUGGCAUCCAUGGCUUAUGACAGCUAUGUGGCCAUCUGCAAACCAUUAUUGUAUUCCAUUGCCAUGUCCCAGAGACUCUGCAUACAGUUGGUGGCUGGAUCCUACACCAUUGGAUUCCUAAACACCAUGACUCACACAAUAGCUACUUUUCAAUUACCCUUUUGUCACUCCAACAUUAUCAAUCAUUUCUUCUGUGACAUGUCUCCUCUUCUUUCUCUCGUUUGUGCUGAUAUAUGGAUCAACAAGUUGUUAGUCUUCAUUGUGGCUGGAGCUGUGCUAGUCGUCAGUAGCCUGACCAUUAUAAUCUCCUAUUUUUACAUCCUUCUUGCCAUCCUGAGGAUCCGCUCUACUGAUGGGAGGCACAAAGCCUUUUCCACCUGCUCUUCCCACCUAACAGCUGUUUCUGUCUUGUACGGCACUCUCUUCUUUAUCUAUGUGCGGCCAGGGGCAAUUUUUUCUCUGGACCUCAAUAAAAUGGUGUCGGUGUUCUACACAACGGUGAUUCCCAUGCUGAAUCCCCUCAUCUACAGCUUAAGAAAUAAAGAAGUGAAAGAUGCCAUUCACAGGAUGAUCACAAGGUGGAAGCUUUGCAUCACAACUUAA